Messenger RNA from Lymnaea stagnalis (great pond snail), 1521 nucleotides. NCBI's taxonomy places the organism in Eukaryota, Metazoa, Mollusca, Gastropoda, Lymnaeidae. The record is from the annotation of a GenBank genome assembly.
AUGCUAGCAGUCUUUGACGUUGUCAGCAGUUCAUGCAGGAAGUCGGACUGGCUUUUAAGUUUCGAUAAGACGGGUCUGUCAAGCAGUGACAGUGAUGGUGAUUACAUCAAAGGCUUCUUUAGAAAUCACUUAAGACAAGGCGGGCAUGACAGUCUCUCCCUGCUUGAGGCGGCUGAAUGUUGUAGUAAAACAGCGCCAUGGAAAACUUCUAAAUCCCUAACCUUCUAUGCCGACUGGUGGACAAUUUUAGAUAGUAUAAACUCUUGGGGGCUCUGCCCGGCAGGGUAUUUCCUUCAAGGACUUUACAGGAAUGAAGACAACCGCGGGUGGCUCCACAAUUUAGAAGAAGGCAGGUGUUCGAAGCCUGCUGAGCAUCCCAGCACCUAUGGUGAGUGUUACAAUGAGGAUAUAGGAGUCUGUUUCGACAAUAUAGUACUUUGCAAAUGCAGAGAUGGUUAUUUUGUGACUGGCCUGUAUCGUGGAGGCUGUGACGAACUCUUUUGCCUGGAAAUGCUACGUUGUUGCAAGAUGGCAUCAGCACCGGAACAGCUAGACGAGGCGUACAAGGUUAAGACCCCGAAUUAUGGAUACGACACUGGUGGACAUCGCUAAGUUAGCACGUUACCUCGGUUACGCUUGGUGCAACGGAUGCCGGGCGAAGUAUGUAGGCGAGGAUUUCAGGCGUAAUGGAGAUACGUGGGCAGCUGACAAAAGUGGGCGAUGCACAGGGAAGAAAAGCGACCAGCGCCUCGGGAUUGGUUACGGUCAUUGGAGUUUUGUGGUUCACGGCAUUGUUUACGGUCAGCCGGUUACCGAUGAAUUACUGCCAGAGACGAUCGACCACGGCAUUUUGUACAACCACGGCAACACCGUCUCCAGUAAAACGGUAACUUUAAACAAGUCGGUCGUCAGAAGCAUCACACACACCGCAACUAUUUUGGAAGAAUCCAGAAGAACUUGGACUGAUCAUUCGCUUUCAACCACCGUAUUACUCUCCCGGUGCACCUUAUCAAUUUGAAUUUGCGAACACCACAAAAGUACUUGACGUGACCGACAAAGAGCAAACAAAAGCUUUCACACUAACGAACAGUAACAACGUGUAUCCCCAUUCGGCCGCGAGUUGGAGGCUCAAGAUAUUUAAAACACGGACGACAGUCGCUUACGUGGCCACCGUUGCUGCAAAGUUUUCAACAGAGUUGCAAGGAUUCUUGAGAACGCCAACCGACUCGAAAGGGAAUUUUCACCACCUUUUUCUACGGGAGCAGCUCAGAACCAACGUUCAACUACCGGUUUGGUGACCAGAGUACCCCGUUUUACACUGACCUCAAGCGGAAGAGCGGAAGUAAUUCCCACCCUUGGCAUUGGCACGCCAUGAAGAGUGCGUACCCCGAGGCGUAUGGCCUAAUUGAUGACGUGACCAACGAGGGGAGGUACAGGUUUACCGUCACGGGGCUGUUUGAAGACGUGGUGGGCACCAGGACUGAGCUCACGUGGGAAAAGGUCAACAUGUCGAGGUCCGAC